Messenger RNA from Blumeria graminis f. sp. triticale, 4350 nucleotides. The record is from the annotation of a GenBank genome assembly. NCBI's taxonomy places the organism in Eukaryota, Fungi, Ascomycota, Leotiomycetes, Helotiales, Erysiphaceae.
AUGCAGCUUGACGAGCUAAGAAGAACCAUACCGAAUCAGAUUUACGAAAUUAAAGGACCGUCACCUCAUGUUAUUCGGAUAUCACAAAUGAAAAAGAGCCCUGACCACUGUACGCAACAUGAUAGUGGCUCAAAGACUAACUCCGAUUUUGAAGCAAUAAAGAUCGCCAAAAAGCAGUGCUCUUCUCCAGUAAAUUACUCUCAAACUAUAAAGCAUGAAAAUCAAGGAAGCCAGGAUAUAGAAGAUGCGCCACAAAUUCCAAAAGUUCACGAGAUUGCAAUCGACAGUAUCGUGCACUUAAAUGAGCAUGCUAACAAGUAUAUAAGCUCGUCCUCAGGGAAAAGGAAGAGAGUUGUGCAUUCAGGAAAGCUGAGGAAAUUUAUCGAAGGCUCUAGCAGAUUAAACUCUGCUCCUAUGUCGCCCAAAAUGACUGCUAAAUCUUCUAUGUCUAAACUUGCGGUCUCAGACUCAGAAAUCUCUAGAUCCCCAUCUCCUUGGUCUCGAGAUUAUUCUGUGCCUCAGAAUAAAGCGAGUUCCGUUGAUCGGAUUUUGCCCAGAAGAAAAGGUGCUGACAAAUUCAGAGCUAAUGAUGAUGAGGAUGACUCUUGUCAGCUUACAAGACAACAAAGAUUACAUCCAGACUUUAAUUUAAACAACGGUUUUCGCACCGGAAUCUCCACAGCUAGAAACGAAUCUGACUUGGCUAAAUCAUUCCUUCAGAACUCACCAAAAUCUUGGGCUAUCAGUCGAAAUUACUCGUUACAAAGCCCUCAUUCUCCCAAUUAUCUAAACUAUAAAAAAAAGACUGUACCUAUACCCUUGCAGCCGACAGAAAACUAUUCUGAUGACUCUUCUGCCAGUGGUGAAUCUAGACCUUCGAAUUCGCGCAAAAGGCAUACGAAUACAAAUACUCGAGAUCCAUCGAUUCCAUCAGCAAAAAUUAUACCACACAAAAAACAUGUUAACUGCUCAGGCCAGACGCCUCUUGCAGUUGCUUGUGCUCGUGGAAAAUUAGAACUUGUUCAAAAGCGAUACAAAGAGUGCCCGCUAGAUAUCAACGUCCCAGAUAACGCAAUGAAUACACCGCUUCAUAUUGCUAGUCUAGAGGGCUGGACUGAUAUAGUUAGGUUCUUAGUGGAUACGGGAAAGUGUGAGCUAGACUGCGUGAAUACAGUAAAAGAUACUCCACUGCAUGAUGCAAUCGACAAUGGAAACUUUAAGGUAGUCAAAAUACUACUAAGUGCUGGCGCAAAUCCCAGCAAGCCUAAUCAAGCAGGGAACGAACCUCUUGAUUUGCUCAAUCAACAAUUUGGCUCGAAAGGCAAAGAGGUCGAGGUGAUUGUAAAAGAAAUAAAACAGGCAAUUAUUUCUGCCCGAGAGAGAUUUUGUUUCGAUGGAAAUAAGAACUUUGAAGAGUUUCAGGUCCUUGAGCGUAAUAGCUCUCAUACAAUUAACAUUAAAUCUAGCCCUCAGACGACACCGACGCACAAUGAGUCCCACAAUACUGGCUCAGCCAGUAGAAAAGCUGGCACUGCACGAUCCCUGAUGAAAACAACAGAGCGUGUUCUCUACCAAGCAUUCGAUCUGGAUGCCUUACGAGUUGCCGCACGAGAUGGGGACUUAGCCUCUGUAUCUCGAGUGCUGGAUGUAAGACCGGGCUUAAGCGACGCAAAAACAUUGUAUAACGCUGCAAAAGGUGGCCAUGACGCCGUUAUCAAUCUACUGUUUGCACUGGGUGACUUUGAACCCGACCCCGAACCAGCAAAUGACUUACCUAUUGAUUACUCAACCCCAAUACUUGCUGCUAUCGGCAAGGAUAAUCAUCUGGAGGUCAUUAAGUUGUUUUUAGGAAACUCGAGGUUUAAUCCAUCCCGAAAAAUCAAGGGUGAGGCAUAUUAUGAUAUUGCCAAACGAAGGGGUGGCCCCAAUUGCCAAAAAGAGGUAGAACUAUUUAAGAAAGCGUUGUAUGCAUACAAAAAGUCGCAUAAUCACUUGCGGGACAUGGAUGAUGUUUCUGGAAUAGGGUUAACUGAUUUAGAAACAAGCUUCAGUUCAAGGAAAAUUAAGAGGGAGGAUCAACCUGCAAGUAGAGCUCUUAAAAACUUACCAAGUCCUAGGUCUAAAUAUCCUGAGGAUCUCAAACCGCAAACUCGGAGAUCACAUGGUACAUUACACCCCCACGAUGCCGAAGGAUUCGAAAAAAAAGCUUUCGAGAGAUCCCGAGGUGGAGAUGAUUCUUCUCACAUGCCUCUAGAACGUGAAGUCAGCCCUCUAGGGAUUUUUAAGCAGAAGUCGCUGUCUCGAAAGUCUGAAUCCGACUUGACAACAAUUCCUGAAAUUGAAACUGCGUUGAAGCCUCGCAGAAAGCUCAUGUCUGGAAAGGAUAUAAAAGAUGAAAAAGAACUAGGAAAACAACGAAGAACAACUUCUGUACCGACGACAUCCAGCGCCUCUCGGAUAUGGGCUCGAGAAAAAAAUGAGCGGAUUCAUAUAGGCCCAAGAUCAAGCUCAAACGAUUCUCCAAGUAGUAAAGGGCAUAGACAAUCAUCUAGCGAGCGAGAAUCGACAUCUGUAAGACAGAUAUCCGAAGCUGAACCGCAUAGGUCCAUCUCAAGAGAUAAAUUGAAAGAAGGUCUUUCGGCCAAUCGUAGCGAAGUCCCGGCUAAAAGAUUACGAGCAAGUGACCCUCAAACUAACCCGAAAAUUUUUGAAGAAUAUACAGGUGAAAAGUACAUUGAAGCACCAUCUAGAAAGAAAAGAAAGUUCGGGGGAGAAGUGUUUACUUUUAGCAAAUCCAAUUCGACAGAUUCGUCAGAGAACAAUUUAAAGCCUAACGAUGCAUCUCUCAGAGACCUAGAUAAAAGAAAAGGCAUAACUAGUCCCGGUAUUAAAGUAAAGGAGCCUCCUAAUCCAAAAUCUGAGAGAUCAUUAAGUGUGACAAAGCCAGUUAUUAACUACGAUAAACCCUCAUCUAACUUUUCAAAAUUAUGUGUUGCUCAAAAUUUCGAUGGCUCUUCUAAGAAGGUGAGUUCUAAUGAUUAUAAUACCAAACUUAAAGAUCUAAAUAUCAACGACUCUCAAAUACCAAAAAAAGGAUUAAAAGAUGACAAAGAAACUGCAGAUAGAGUUAAUUUCAAGCGUGAAAAGUUGCAACUUGAGAUAACUAAUCGAACUGGAACUAAUGAAGCUACUCAUCGAGAGUAUCCACAACAGAAAACUUCACUUGAAAGAUCUAAACAUCUCCAGUUUGAAGAAUCAGUGAAAAGCCAGCGCCAAGCUAUUGAGACGGAAGCUCAAAAUCGGGCUGAAGGACAAAAAACCCAACACCAAGAUCAAAAGGUGGCGGAGCAGCAGCAACAAAAGGAUCUCCAAAAGUCUACUAUGCAUGAACAGCGCGCUGAACCAUCAAAAACUGAGGAAGGAUAUCAGCGACUAUUAAUACCAACAACUCCUGUCUUGCUUAAAUGGUUCAACCAAACCCCCGAUCUAAAAACGACUGAGGUUGCAAAACUAUUCAGUGAAAUCGCUGGAUAUAGAUAUAAAUAUAAUACGGCUGAAUCUACCGAUAAAUUUGAUUGUGAAGACGAAUGGAUGCUUAAUACUCACGCUGCUAUUCUACUUGGAGAAAAAGAUUUACGACUUUCACGAUACACGGCGUGGGAACGCGUAGUCUUAACGAAAUCACAAAAGAGAGGCGUUUGGAGUACGUGCAAUGGGCUGUUCCUUCUAUUGGACGGAGGUCUACCACGUUUACGAAAGCAGCUACCUCGUGACUCGCGACCUAUGUACCAAGUAAUCGAGAGAGCCAAGAGUCAAUUUCUUGACCUUGAUCUAUUUUUUGUCAAAGUAUCUGAGUUUAUGAAUGUCGUGCCUGAAUUUCCUCAUUUGAAAGGUAUAGAGAUGGCAGUUCUCUACAGGGAAAUUUGCAUUCCUCAGGAGUCUCAAAAUAAUCAUCUUCCCAAAACGAACUGGCAGCUUGAUCCGACAAUUAGGACUUCCAAUAACCUGAUACCAUCGCCCAAGUACUACACCGAUGGUAUUCUAAUUAAUCAGAAAGGAGAUACAACUACUCGUAUCUUACGAGGGGCACCACCACCGGAUAUUCACCCUAGACGAAUGGGAUUAUCAAGGGUGUUCCCUGAAGACUCCGACUACGAAGAAGUGUGCAAUAAUCGAAGACUGCGUACUUAUAGCUCUGACUCGAAGAUGCUAAUGAAUUAUCCAACCAAUCAUUUCCAAUCAAAUGUCUCUGAAACCCCCAUUGAGAACUCCAACGCAAGUGGUACUAGCUGCGACUACUAUUCUAUCUCAGAGACUAGCACUCUGCAACCAGCGGUUAAAGGAGCCUAG